AAAGAGAGAAGGAUUUGAGCACGGAACUAGAGAGAAAGAGAGAAAGUGGUGAUUAAGAAUUUUAGGGCUUCCUGAUCUUCAAGUUAUAGAAAGAGAUGGAGAUUAUGGAAGGACCUAGCAACGGUGGUAUGAUUUACCACGAGGUUCAGGAAUCGAAGCUAUGCGCUGUUCAUUGCGUCAAUACGGUGCUACAAGGUCCUUUCUUCUCUGAAUUCGAUUUGGCUGCCCUCGCUUCCGAUCUUGACCGUAAGGAGCAACAGGUCAUGCUCGGAGGCGGUGAUUUGCUUUCUGGCCAAUCUCACAAUGUUUCUCUAGACGGUGAUUUCAGUAUACAGGUAUUGCAAAAAGCACUAGAGGUGUGGGAUCUGCAGGUGAUUCCACUAGACUGUCCAGCAGCGGAGCCGGCCCAGAUCGAGCCAGAACUUGAAAAUGCAUUCAUUUGUCAUUUGCAGGACCAUUGGUUCUGUAUAAGGAAAGUGAAUGGUGAGUUUUACAACUUUGACAGCCUUUAUGCAGCUCCCCAGCAUCUCUCGAAAUUCUAUUUAUCAGCCUAUUUAGACUCUCUCAAAAGCUCUGGCUGGAGUAUCUUUAUUGUGAGGGGAAACUUUCCAAAGGAGUGCCCUAUAGCUUUUUCCGACUCCUCCACCAUUGGAUUCGGUCAAUGGCUAUCGCCUGAAGAUGCAGAUCGGAUAAUCAAAUCCUCGAGAGUGGCGGCCCCUAGUAGAACCAACAAUAAUAACCAAAUUGAGCAGCGACAGUUUCAGUUUGAAGAUGAGGAUGUGAUGACGGCUGCUGAAGAGGAGGAUUUGAAUGCGGCUAUUCGUGCUAGCUUGAUGGAUUCGGCUGCUGGUCCUCCUCCUGCUCCUGCUGAGACCAAAACCGAUACAUCAUCCUCAUAAGGUUAGUUUGAUUUUGGAAACUUCUUUUGCAAAAUCCAUUCCAAUGAGUUGACUCAGUGUACACAACAGAACCUUUGUUUAUUGAGUUAUUGUUUUCUGUAGUUUACAUGUUUACAAACGUUAUCAAAGUUUGGAAAACAAUCAGGAUUGUGUUUGAGUUUACUUGCCA
Impatiens glandulifera is the source of this 1068-nucleotide messenger RNA. RefSeq names its product ataxin-3 homolog. NCBI's taxonomy places the organism in Eukaryota, Viridiplantae, Streptophyta, Magnoliopsida, Ericales, Balsaminaceae. Gene Ontology annotation, cellular component: nucleus. The transcript has 2 exons. The record is from RefSeq and is a predicted model, not a curated record. Gene Ontology annotation, molecular function: cysteine-type deubiquitinase activity. The coding region runs from base 96 to 899 and encodes 267 amino acids. Gene Ontology annotation, biological process: protein deubiquitination.